UUGUGCCUCCCAGAAAGCGAGACGCGCCGUGCUCUGAGCUCUCCCAAACAUUAGGCAACGUUCACUGCUCAGAGGGAGACGGUAAUACGCAAUACCAGCACACACUUUAGCUUCUCUGGUUCACAUACACCGUCCUCUCUUCAUUCACCUCGACAGAAGAAGGUAGUGCAGCCAUGAGUCAGGGUAAGAUAGGUGCUGAGGGGCCAGGAUUCAUUGGGAUCCGUUUCUGCCAGGAGUGUAACAACAUGUUGUACCCUAAAGAGGACAAGGAGAACAAAAUCUUGCUGUAUGCCUGCCGUAAUUGUGACUACAAAAUGCCAACUGACAACAAUUGCAUCUACGUCAACAAAUUGAUGCAUGAAAUUGAUGAGUUGCGUCACAUCAGUCCGGAGGUGGUGCAAGACCCCACGCUGCCCCGCACAGAUGACCACCCGUGUCCCCGGUGCAGCUCAAGAGAUGCUGUGUUUUUCCAGGCACAGACUAGGAGAGCUGAAGAUGAGAUGAGACUGUACUAUGUCUGUUGCAACACUGAAUGUGUACAUCGUUGGACUGAGUGAAUCCUGUGCCACUGUUAAAAGGACAUAUUUUUGUUUAGAUAUUAAUUAGGAUUUUUUUUUUUUUUUUUUUUAUAUUAGGAAGCCCUGAUUAUCAAACUGAGAAAAUGAGACAAUUAAUUUGAUAACUAUUAAUGAGAUCAUUCAUAAUUAUUCAUAUAGUAAAUGAAGCUGCCUACUAUACAUGUAUUUUUAUUAAAAAUUAAAACUAUA
Molecule: messenger RNA, 767 nt
Organism: Portunus trituberculatus (swimming crab)
Lineage: Eukaryota; Metazoa; Arthropoda; Malacostraca; Decapoda; Portunidae
Gene: RpII15
Product: DNA-directed RNA polymerase II subunit RPB9-like
Exons: 4
Coding region: 174-557 (127 amino acids)
Biological process (GO): maintenance of transcriptional fidelity during transcription elongation by RNA polymerase II; DNA-templated transcription; transcription initiation at RNA polymerase II promoter
Cellular component (GO): RNA polymerase II, core complex
Molecular function (GO): zinc ion binding; DNA-directed RNA polymerase activity; nucleic acid binding
Source: RefSeq, a predicted model, not a curated record